AUGGUCUUGACCACAGCAGGCCUCGAACCUAUGACCCACAGAGCAGCCAACACUUUAGCCACUAUACCACUGCUCCCGUUUGUAACUCUUCCAGCAACACCAUUAAAUAUACCAGCAAAGCCAGGACAUGUUCCAGCAAAGCCAGUAAAUGUUCCAGCAAAGCCAGCACAUGUUCCAGCAAAAUCAGUAAAUGUUCAAGUAAAGCCAGUAAAUGUUCCAGCAAAGUCAGUAAAUAUACCAGCAAAGCCAGUACAUGUUCCAGCAAAGCCAGUAAAUAUACCAGCAAAGCCAGCACAUGUUCCAGCAAAGCCAGUAAAUGUUCCAGCAAAGUCAGUAAAUAUACCAGCAAAGCCAGUACAUGUUCCAGCAAAGCCAGUAAAUGUUCCAGCAAAGUCAGUAAAUAUACCAGCAAAGCCAGCACAUGUUCCAGCAAUGCCAGCACAUGUUCCAGCAAAGUCAGUAAAUGUUCCAGCAAAGUCAGUAAAUAUACCAGCAAGGCCAGCACAUGUUACAGCAAAGUCAGUAAAUAUACCAGCUAAGUCAGUACAUGUUCCAGCAAAGUCAGUAAAUAUACCAGCAAAGUCAGUAAAUAUACCAGCAAGGCCAGCACAUGUUCCAGCAAAGUCAGUAAAUAUACCAGCAAAGUCAGUACAUGUUCCAGCAAAGCCAGUAAAUGUUCCAGCAAUGUCAGUAAAUAUACCAGCAAAGCCGGCACAUGUUCCAGCAAAGCCAGUAAAUGUUCCAGCAAAGUCAGUAAAUAUACCAGCAAAGCCAGCACGUUCCAGCAAAGCCAGUAAAUGUUCCAACAAAGUCAGUAAAUAA
Messenger RNA from Mercenaria mercenaria, 822 nucleotides. Its product is annotated as splicing factor 3A subunit 2-like. Lineage: Eukaryota; Metazoa; Mollusca; Bivalvia; Venerida; Veneridae. Bases 1 to 822 code for a protein of 273 amino acids. The record is from RefSeq and is a predicted model, not a curated record. The transcript has 2 exons.